UGCAGUAACCCAGCAAUGUGAAACAUCUGACUGUCAAUAUCCAAGUUGAAGACGUCAGAGGACGACCUCGCUAAAAUGGAAGAAUUCACACCGCGCUGAAACAUGGCAGCCGCACCGACGACGACAGCCGAGGACGCCGAGAACGCCGUGACGUCGUUGAACACCACGUCGCCGACGUUCGAAUGGCGCGAGGACAAGGUUGAUGUGGAGUAUUUCCAAAACGACGACACGCUGCCGAGCGUGGUCAGAUUCGAGGAGACGGACCCGGGAAAACUGAGUCCGGGUUUAAGGAUAUACGCCAAGCAACCGGUGCAGUUAUACACAAGGACCCACAAGAAAGUGGCCCGGGCCCGCACCAUCAUGAAAGACAAGGAGGGGACCUACUUUGAGGUGGGACAGACUCUCCUCAUCCCUGAAGACUAUGAAGGUUGGUUCGAGCUGGUUCCUUCCGACUUUUGUCGUGCUUCUUGCUUCCGGUCCAUUGCGCAGGUGGCGGAAGCCAUGCCCCGGAAGUUCUUCACCCGAUCUAACCUGAAGGCGAUCCGAGUAGCGAAAGACGAGAAUGGCGAACAGAAAUUCCUGGAGCGGAAGAUCUCGUCCGGUACGGUGCUGAGCGUGGACGGUCUGUUCGCGGCGAAGUGGCGCACUAGCGCGCAGACCGGGGUGUUCAAGAAGAAGAGUCAGGAGUGGGUGACGACCGAGGUGAAGUACCUCAAGUGUCUCGACUCCGACCAGAAGGAGGUGCUGCUGCCGCUCUCUCACAGCGGCAAGUUCAACGCGAUCUACGAGCGCGGCCACCUCAACCAGAACUCCGUGUACAGGAUGAAGGAUAUCGUCUGUGACCUCAAGCUGCCUAUCAAGGCUCGCCUCCUGUACGGGAAGGCCCCCGUCGUGCCGUGCAUCUUCACGGGCAUGCUCAUGAUUCGAUCCAUGAAGGAGGACGACUGCGUUGUCGGCAGCACCGUCCUCAACAAACGAAACGUCCUCUUCGAGGUUCCCGUCGACACCCCAUGCUCCGUCCAGCUGGCGGCUCGUCCCGAAGAGUUCACCGACCUGAGCUCGUACAAGGACGCCCAAAAACUGUGUAAGAAGUACGCGCUGUCAUACAGCUCGAUGAUCAAACUGUCACCCGACCUGGACACGGACCAGAAGACGAUCCAGCACAUCCCCGCCGACCCGGCGAUCAUGCGCAAGGUGGACGACGCGCUCAAAGCCCUGGACCUCAUCACCGACAUCAGUCUGACGGACGAGAGCCAGGACUACUUCAUGGAGUCGGAGACCGACUCGGCGCAGAGUGACGACCUCUUCCCCAUGCCUCUACAGGGCAGUCUGUUCGAGCUGAAGGAGUUCAGGUCCAGAGAAUCACACACCCAUGUUUAGUAUCCACUCUCAUAGCACACUGACGUCCGAGGUAACAAUAACACGUGAAUUGCCCAUACCAUACUGUCGUAACUGUUAGCAGUACAACGUGCAUUGCUAAUAUCAUACUUAUGCCACUAUUCGCAGUACAACGUGCAUUGCUAAUGCCAUACUUAUGCCACUAUUCGCAGUACAACGCACAUCGUUGAUGUCAUACUUAUGCCACUAUUCGCAGUACAACGUGCAUUGUUAAUGCCAUAUUUAUGCCAUACUUCACUACCGUGGGUAUCACAAGUAUUUCUUAUAUUAUAUUCGCGUCUUGUAGACAGACCGGGGCGUAUUGUUGAUGUCUUACAUACGUCUUCGUACAGUGACAGGUGUGUCGUGGGUUCACACAGAAACAUGGUACAGAAUGCUUUUAGAUUGGUGCUUGUGUUAUACACCGAUGUGAUCAGUCUAUUCGGUGACUGGUUUUAUAUAUUUAUACAUAGGUCUGUUAGGUACAUAUUCCUCAUGAGAAACUGACAGACAAACAUACACGUGUGCGUGCGCACAAACACACACUGAAAGAAUGAGACAGGGAGGGUGGGAGGGAAGGAGGGUGACAGACUGAGACAGAUAGACAGAGACAGAAAGCGAGAGUGAAAGAGGAUAUGCCUUAAGUGAUAUAUAGAUAUACAUAGUUGGUAUAAAGUGCUACAUAUUUGGAUGACUUUGACACAUAUCUCAUCUGGCUGUCGAAGACAGUGUUAGUAUACAAACGAUCACGUGACAGCCCAGAACUAAGUCAAAAUACAUCAGCAAAGUUUGAACGUGACAGAAGAAGGCAAUUAUAUAUAUAUACAUAUACAUACAUACAUAUAUACAUACAUAAUAUGUAUAUGUGUGUGUAUUUGUUGGGGUUUUGUGUGUGUGUGUUUAUCAUUAGUUAUCUAUUUAUACAACAGAUUAUUACUAGUCAUAUUUUCAUACUUGACGUAUAUUGCAGAAUUAUUCUUCACGAUAAAAUCCAUUCUCCAUUAAAAAGUUUCUACCUGAA
Molecule: messenger RNA, 2398 nt
Organism: Gigantopelta aegis
Lineage: Eukaryota; Metazoa; Mollusca; Gastropoda; Neomphalida; Peltospiridae
Exons: 2
Coding region: 103-1380 (425 amino acids)
Source: RefSeq, a predicted model, not a curated record